Molecule: messenger RNA, 3153 nt
Organism: Chinchilla lanigera (long-tailed chinchilla)
Lineage: Eukaryota; Metazoa; Chordata; Mammalia; Rodentia; Chinchillidae
Gene: Stx11
Product: syntaxin 11
Exons: 2
Coding region: 246-1109 (287 amino acids)
Biological process (GO): synaptic vesicle fusion to presynaptic active zone membrane; intracellular protein transport; exocytosis
Cellular component (GO): synaptic vesicle; plasma membrane; endomembrane system
Molecular function (GO): SNAP receptor activity; SNARE binding
Source: RefSeq, a predicted model, not a curated record
CGUGUUGGCCUAUGGCUUUGCCUUUUCCUGUCUUAGAUGGCAGGGCAGGAGAUGCCAAAUUCCAUGAAUUGCAAUUCAAGGAGGGGAAUCAGUGAGCUUAGAGGAGUCAGUACACUUCCCAGGAGAAAAAGAAGAUUCCAGGAAAUUUUCUUCCAGGUGAAGCUUUGAGGUACUUUCUUAAAACUCCAAUGACCAUCUAAUGAGAAGAGGGAAACACGUUUGGAGGGAAGCUUACCAUUCCCAACAUGAAGGACCGGCUUGCAGAACUCCUGGAGUUCUCCAAGAGCUGUGACCAGCAGUUCCCAGACGGGGACGAUGACUUCGACUCGCCCCACGAGGACAUCGUGUUCGAGACGGACCACCUCCUGGAGUCCCUGUACCGAGACAUCCAGGACAUCCAGGAGGACAACCAGCUGCUGGCGGCCGACGUGCGGCGGCUGGGCAAGCAGAACGCGCGCUUCCUCACGUCCAUGCGGCGCCUGAGCAGCAUCAAGCGCGACACCAACUCCAUCGCCAAGGCCAUCAAGGCGCGCGGCGAGGGCAUCCACCGCAAGCUGCGCGCCCUGAAGGAGCUGAGCGAGGCGGCCGAGGCCCAGCACGGCGCGCACUCGGCGGUGGCGCGCAUCUCGCACGCGCAGUACAGCGCGCUCACGCGCGCCUUCCAGCAGGCCAUGCACGAGUACAACCAGGCCGAGAUGAAGCAGCGCGACAACUGCAAGAUCCGCAUCCAGCGCCAGCUCGAGAUCAUGGGCAAGGACGUCUCGGGCGAGCAGAUCGAGGACAUGUUCGAGCAGGGCAAGUGGGACGUGUUCUCCGAGAACCUGCUGGCCGACGUCAAGGGCGCGCGCGCGGCGCUCAGCGAGAUCGAGAGCCGGCACCGCGAGCUGCUGCGCCUGGAGAGCCGCAUCCGCGACGUGCACGAGCUCUUCCUGCAGAUGGCGGUGCUGGUGGAGCAGCAGGCCGACGCGCUGAACGUCAUCGAGUUCAACGUGCAGCGCACGCGGGACUACACCGGCGAGGCCAAGGCGCAGGUGCGCAGGGCGGUGCAGUACAAGAGGAGGAACCCGUGCCGGACCAUCUGCUGCUUCUGCUGCCCGUGCGUCAACUAACCGGGCCUCGUCGGUGCGCCCACUUGGCCGAAGAGCUCCUUGCUCUGCUCCAUCUAGAGUGAACCUGACCUUGGGACUGGACUCUUAUCGUCUCUGAUUCGUCAUCUGACGUGGUCGAUGUGAUUCCUGCCUAGAGAGAAACUUUUUUUUUUUUUUUUGCUCAUCGCCCCUACUUAGUAAAAUCGCCUCGGACACAAUGUUUUUAUCUUUUUGACCUUUCAUGUCUUCCACUAGAAUAUACUUGGGGAUUAUUUUUCUAAAUAUUUUCAAGCACGUAAUAUUGAGGAAGCACUCGAGGGAACGGUCACAUUUUAUGUAUUUUUCACAUCAGUUAUUUAAAAUUUGUCUUUUUACUCGCUUGCACGUGCACAUACAUAUGUAAUUGUAAAUACUAAUAGUCACUAACGUGUGCACAUAAUGACCAGUUGACUUCACUUUACUUUUGUAAACGUGCUACAUAAAUGUCAAGAAAAAUACUUUGCCUGGCUUUUGGGUUGCCUAUUUUGUAUUUUAUCUUGCUCCAGUCUGCAUGUCCAUCGGCCAAUUUGGCUCAAAACUUUAACAGUCCUGCGUUGGCUAUGUUAGGAAGGACGGGUGUAGAAGGCUGAAAAUAUAUAUAAAACUAGAGAUAGUAAAAUUAUGUUCUUGGAAACAGGGUCGUACCCCGACCCCCGUGGACCAUUCCUUUCACACAUUAACAUGGAGUAAUUUGAAAUGAAGUAAUCCUAGUUUUCAAGCUUAAUAACAAUAACAUUAUAAAUAUCCCUCUUACACAUUUGUAUCUUGCCAUUUAAAUUGUGUUUCGUUUACUUUUUCAACUGUUGUUAAAGCUUUUUCUGCCUAGGUACUUUGAGGCUGCAACAUCUGGAUAGAAUUCUGAGCAAAGCGGAAAAUAUGAUAAACUCGAAUUCAUAUGAGGAUGUCUUGCUUUCUCUCCUGAGCUAUGAUAGCUUAGCAGAAUCAUCACAUUUUAGAGCUCUGGUUUGCUUUGCAAACUUUGUGAUGGCCUACAUCACGGUUGUCACGCCUCCUGUCUUUCCUCUGUGCCAACUCUGAAGUCUUUCUACCCCACACUUAAUACAUGAGCAAUUUUUAGUCAUGUUUCUCAGGACCUCCAGAAGAUGGAGUUUUAAGAAGAGGAGAAAGAGCAGUUUGUGAACUCCAGUCUUUGAGGCUCAUUGCUGGACUUACUUAUGACCAGGCAAAUCUAGCCCCUACUUAAUCUUAAUUUCACAGUCCAACAUGAAAAUUGUACGAACUAUGUCCCACCACCCUGUUAUCAGAUUUCUCCUGAUUUCUUUCUCAGCUGACCCAAGGAACAUAUUUCCUCUUUGACUUAAUUCCCUUUCCAUAGGGUGGGGAUAAAGUCUUCACACACCUUUCAUUGAAAUAAGAGAUAUCGUAAAUGGACCCUGCACUUGUUUAAACCCUAAAAUAGUUUCCUUGCUUCAAACCAUCAUAAGAGUAAAUGAGCUUCCAGGUUCUAUUUAAUUCCUCACUUUACCUUGGAGAAUUGAAGACUGCACUUUACUAAGAGAAUGAGCGGACUGUUGCCUGUGGAAAAGCAAAACCUUUCUUCCUGCUCUCUGGUAACCAUCUGAGCUGGUGUAGCAGUUAAGAAUAGAGACUCCUUGGGAGGGGGAUAUAGCACAGCAGCACAAGUGCCUGCCUGGCAAGUGCAAGGUCCUGAGUUCGAGUCCUAGUACCAAAAAAAGAAAAAAAAAGAACAUCUGAAGAAUACAGAUUCCAAGGCACAAAUUCUGCUCUGCCGCCUACCAGCUGUGUGAGUUGGACACAUUACUUAAGCCUCAGUUUCCUCAUCUGUACAAUGGUGGUGAUCGGAUCUACCUUACAGAGUUGUUAACAGAAAUAAAUGACUCUAAAUGCAAAAGCAUUGAAAAUGACACCUUGCACAUGCUAAAUACUGUGUUCACCUUUGCUGUUUCAGAACUUGUUCUUUGGCUGAGAGAACUAAUAGGUAUUAAGUUUGGAGGGAAAUAAUUUAUUUUCACUUAACAGCCUUUAAUAAAAUAGAAAAAGAAAA